AUGGUCGUGCUGUACAAGGAUCUGGCCAAGACGGCCGAGAACGUCCUGCGGGACGACUACGACUUCUCCCGCAAGCUCAAGAUCAAGAGCACGGCGUCCAACGGCGUGUCCUUCACGACCGAGGGCGCGCUGAGCGGCUCCAAGUCCAUCCUCGCCAAGGUCUCGAGCGGCUUCACCCACGGCGCCAGCGGCGUCGUGUUCAAGAAGCUGCAGAUCACGACCCAGGGACGCGUCAUCACGGAGGCCGAGCUGCCGAACGUGCUGACCGAAGGCCUCAAGCUCACGUUCAAGCUCGAGGACGGCUCGGUGGCCAAGACCGCGAGCGCCAAGCAGGUCGGCGUGCUCGGGGCCGAGUUCAAGCACAAGAACGUGGCCGUGAACUCGGACGCGGACUUUGUAGCCAACACGGUCUCGGCCGCGGCCGUGGUCUCGCAGGGCAACUACUCGGUGGGUGGCCAGACGGCCUUCAACGUGGACAAGUCGGCCCUGGUGCAGCACAAUGUGGGCGCCAGUUUCACGGGCGCCGACUUUGUCACGUCGCUCGUGACCAAGCGGAACUUUGCGGCGUUCCAGCUGUCGUUCCACCACCACCUGUCGCACAAGACGGUGUACGCUGCUGUGCUGGACUACGACCUCAAGUCGGCCUCCAACUCGCUGGUCGUGGGCGGGCGGUACAAGGCCGACCACGACACGACGUACUGUGGCAAAAUCAACUCGGAGGGAUUCCUCUCGCUCGCGACGAUCCAGCGAGUGCGUCCGUACGUGACGUUGACGACCAGUGUGCACGUGGACGCAAAGAACUUUGAAGGAGACUCGCACAAGUUUGGCUUGGGUCUGACGCUUGGAUAG
Molecule: messenger RNA, 849 nt
Organism: Peronospora matthiolae
Lineage: Eukaryota; Oomycota; Peronosporomycetes; Peronosporales; Peronosporaceae
Source: the annotation of a GenBank genome assembly